AUGCACAUCUACGCGGCCUACUACACUGCCGGCCCGGCCGGCUCCAUGAAGCUGCACGUACACGCGGUGGGCCAACCACUGCCGUCGAGCGCCGCGCCCCUCACCGUCAGCGUGCGCAACAGCAAGGGCGGCUACACUCUCAUGUUGCCGCCGAGCGAGUCGGACCGGCGCGGCACCGAGGCCUCGCCCGCCAUGAGCGUGUCGCGCAUCCUGUGCCCGUCGUCCCUGGCGCGCGAUGCGUGCUUCGUGACGGUGGGGGCGGGCGGUGGGCUCGGCCGUGGCGCCAGCAUCUACAGCUACAAGCUUAAGCUGUCGGUGCUCAACGAGUCGACGUGGUUCCUGAAGGAGGGUGCACCGCCGCGCGCGAUCGUGGUCACGCCAACCACGCCGUCUGUGUUCCAGUACCGCUGGCCGGACGACCCGCACGUGCGCGCCGUGCGCAUGCUGGCCGGGGCGCGCUACCUGACCUUCACCGCCUGCGGUUCGACCAUCGUGCACCGCGACGAGCUGCCGGACGGCUUCUUCGUGUCGACGCUGGUGCACGAGAACGACGAAGCCUGCUACCCGGACGGCGAUCGCAACGCGACCGGCGACCGGCGCAAGCUCGUCCGCUUGUUGGUGACGGAGCACCACGCCGACUUCUCGUACGCCGCGGCACCGGUGCUGCUGGCCGUCGCGUUCGUGCUGAUCGGCGGCAUGAGCUUCUUGCUGCGAUCGCGCUACGCGGACUGGAUUGUGCGCUCGCAGCUCGAGGCAGUGAAGGGGGCCGAGGCCAGCGACGCGGCGGAAGGCGUCGCCGGUGAGUGGAUGGUCCACGAGGAAGACCGUCCGGCGGCGACGCGCGGCAGUCUGCUCAGUCCCGCCAGCGUGCUCUUCACGUGCGCCCUGCUCAUCGUGGCGUUCGGCGUCAACAGCGUGUACAUGGACCUGGCGUCAGAGCGCCGCUCUGGCAACAUGGACGCCUGCUACCGCAACGACCUGUGCAGCCACGACGUCGGAGACCUGCCCGACCUCAACCACGUGAUCUCCAACGUGCCGUACGUGGGCGCCGGCGUGGGCUUCCUGCUGGCGGUGGGCGCGCAGCACCAUGUCCGCAACUCGGACAUCGACUUCUUCUUCAUCUACUACUUGUACUGCGCGCUGGGCGCCAAGGUGUUCCAGACGCGGCGCGGGGUGACCAAUCGCUUCCACUACACGCCGGCUCUGCUGGUGGCCGCCAUCACGCUGCUCGGCUCCCUCCAGUACCUGGCCGGCCGCUCCUACGCCUGGUGGGUGGUCGUCGUGCUGGUACACAUGACCGGCAGCACACUCUGGGCCGUCCAGAUGUACCUGCGCGGCGACGUCGGCUGCUUCCUGCCGGUGUGCAGGCGCACCACCGCCGACCAACGCACGCGCCGCAUCGCAAUCGUGAACCUGCUGAUGAACCUGACGCUGGCCAUCGUAGGACUGGUGGCGCCCAGCGCUUUCAGCGACUUUAGUAUGUACGCGCUGCUCUUCUUCACGCUCAACUCGGGCCUCUACAUCGCCUACUACUUCGGGAUGAAGAAGCUGCGCUACCGUGAGAGCCCCUCUCGCCUUUCCGUGGCCUUCUUGCUGAUGGGUCUGGCCGCCGUCGUGCCGGCACUAGUCGUCUUCGUCUUUUACAACCCGUACAACACCGAGGAGUCGGCCGCGCUGUCGCGCACCGCCAACGCGCACUGCGUGCACUUCGGCUUCUUUGACGCGCACGACGUGUGGCACUUCCUGUCGGCGACGGCGCUGUUCUUCCUGCUGAUGGGCAUCCUGACCCUGGACGACGACCUGCUCGCCACGCCUCGCAACAAGAUCCCCGUGUUCUGA
Molecule: messenger RNA, 1839 nt
Organism: Pollicipes pollicipes
Lineage: Eukaryota; Metazoa; Arthropoda; Thecostraca; Pollicipedomorpha; Pollicipedidae
Exons: 3
Coding region: 1-1839 (612 amino acids)
Biological process (GO): RNA transport
Cellular component (GO): lysosome; plasma membrane
Molecular function (GO): RNA transmembrane transporter activity; double-stranded RNA binding
Source: RefSeq, a predicted model, not a curated record